AUGGAUAUCUCCUGCAAUGUGACCUCACUAGAGACUCAGACACGGAUAAACUCCACCAUCUACCACCUGGUUAAGAUGGUCAGCAUGUGUGUGAGCUGCACCUUGAACACCGUACUCAGUGUUCCUCUCCUCCUGGUCAUGACUCGCUCCCCGUCCCUCCUCAGACACACUCGCUUCCUGCUCCUCACACACCUCCUCUUGUGUGAAAACCUCCAGCAGCUCCUCUGGACAAUCAAAGCAGUUCUCUUAGGAUCCAGGGAAGGUAUACCUGUGACCCAGUGUCUGAUCUUCUGUGCUGCUAUCGAGGCCUGCUCUUUGGUGGACCUCUUCCUGAGCACAGCUCUGGCUGUCGACCGCUUUGUAGCUAUCAAGUGGCCCCUGCACUAUGAAUUCUUGAUGUGUCCUCAAAGGAAGAGAGCAACCGUUGCAGCCAUAUGGACACUAUCAGCUGUGCUCAGCAGCGUGGCUCUGGGUAUCGGCCUCAACUCCGUCCAGGUCAAUUUUACCGUUCCCCGCUGUCGUCCUCUCUUCCUCUCACCCUGCCUGUCAGGGACAUCAGCUCUGGUACUUUACUGCACAGUGGGAAGCGCUGUGGUGUUGCCUCUCUGCUUUCUGACCAUCGUGGGAUGCUUCGGUCUGCUUUGCUGGGACAUGCGUGCAGGACCACUCUGCACCAAGAGAGCCUGUGUGACCCUGACCCUCCAGGUAGCUCAGACCGUCCUCUUUUCCAUUCCGGUGGUCAUGGACAGCUACCUGAUCCCUGGCUACCUGCACAGUGACACUCUAGAUAUAGCAACCACCAUCAUCUACAACCUGGGGGUGUCACUCAUCCCCCUUGUUUAUGGCUACCGCUCACGGGAGCUCCAGCAAAGGAUACGACAGGCUGCACACCUGAACAAUGUCAACCACCAAAAUGAGUCAUAA
Molecule: messenger RNA, 924 nt
Organism: Anoplopoma fimbria (sablefish)
Lineage: Eukaryota; Metazoa; Chordata; Actinopteri; Perciformes; Anoplopomatidae
Product: olfactory receptor 4K13-like
Exons: 3
Coding region: 1-924 (307 amino acids)
Biological process (GO): G protein-coupled receptor signaling pathway
Cellular component (GO): membrane
Molecular function (GO): G protein-coupled receptor activity
Source: RefSeq, a predicted model, not a curated record